AUGUCUUGUGUUUGCUCUGAGCUAAGAGAUAAAUGUGUAAGCGACCAUCUUUGGAACAACCACAUGGAGAAGAAAUGGAGUAGAUUAAUGGGUGAUGCAGCGGUUAAAGAAUGGAAUACUCACGUCUCAACGAUAAUGUCGUGUCUAAGAAACCCGAAUCCAAGUAAGAGACAUUGGAGUUCGAGGCUUGUUGCGAAUCUUAAACCUUUUUCAUGGUUAAGUUCAAACAUUGGUUGUUGUGGUGACGAGAGAAGUUCGUUUCUUGCACCUGUUGAUUCUGUUAUCUAUUGGUACUCGAAUCUUGAGAAUGGCAAGUUUUGGUUUCCUGCUCAAGUCUAUAAUCGAGAGAACGGACAUGUUGGAUUCAUGAUGUCUUGUUAUGAUGCUAAGAUCAGAUACGAUUACAAGACUGAUACAUUUCAAGCAAGAUACUCGGCGCAUGGCCGACGUGCGGCGGAGGAAAACGUGACGUGGCAGAGGUUGAGACCGACUCUGGUCGAGGCAGGGUCACGUGAUCUCCACUUGUCCGACUGUUUAGAAGGUUGGUGGUAUGGAAUCGUGGGUCAUUUACAAAACUGCGACGGAGAAAAUAAUUGUCGUUGCCAUAAUGACGAGAAUGUGGUGAUGGAGUUCAGACAAUUCAGACCGGAGUCGCCGUGGAGAACGACGGUGAUAAACCGGAAGAAUCAUCGUGAGACGGGGAAUGAAGAAAACGGAUUCUACGGCGGAGUAAAGAAAUUGGGAACGGAGGAAGAGAUUUCUACAUUGAUUCGCGACGAACUCGCCACACUGUUUGUUGUUCUGUUCAUCGGAUUAAAGAUGAACGGAGGUCCUUCCGGUUUCAAUAAUGCUCCGGUCACGAAAGCCUUCGUCAUCGCGACUGGUCUUUUCACUGUGUUCUUCGGGAUACGAGGAGGUUCUUCCAAGCUCGGUUUGUCUUACCAGGAUAUUUUUGAGAAGUUGCGGAUAUGGAAGUUAAUCAAAUCGACUUUUGCUUUCUCGUCCACGCCAGAAUUGUUUUUUGGCUUGUACUUGAUGUACUAUUUCCGAGUCUUUGAGAGACAGAUUGGUUCAAAUAAGCAUUCGGUUUUCAUCUUGUUCUCUGGGUUUGUAUCACUGAUACUACAGGCCAUCUUGCUGUCGCUGUUUAAAGAUCCAACAGCAAACCUACUGACAUCUGGACCGUACGCCCUCAUAUUUGCGUCGUUUGUACCCUUCUACUUGGACAUUCCAGUUUCAAAGAGGUUUCAUGUACUUGGUGUCCACUUCUCUGAUAAAUCAUUCAUCUAUCUUGCAGGUGUCCAGCUAUUACUAUCAUCUUGGAGAAGAUCCUUCUUUCCUGGAAUUUGCGGUAUAAUUGCUGGUUCCUUGUAUCGGUUGAACAUCUUUGGUGUCCGCAAGGCUAAGUUACCCGAGUUCAUGGCUUCGUUGUUUUCCCGGAUUUCUUUACCAUCCUUGAGCAGCCAAGCACCAAGGAGGGCAUCACCCAACUUAGGUCGCCAAGCAGUGAGAUCUUAUCGAGCUCCAAUGCCGUCAUUAAGUACAGAGCCAUCUGAGGAAGCCAUAGCUACUUUGGUAUCCAUGGGAUUUGACCAGAACGCAGCGAGACAGGCACUUGUCCACGCCAGAAAUGAUGUCAACGCGGCGACCAACAUCCUUCUUGAAGCACAUUCUCACUAG
Molecule: messenger RNA, 1680 nt
Organism: Arabis nemorensis
Lineage: Eukaryota; Viridiplantae; Streptophyta; Magnoliopsida; Brassicales; Brassicaceae
Source: the annotation of a GenBank genome assembly